CCCUAGUUUACCUCACACGUUGAAUGAGGGAGACGUCUGGAAGUUCUUGCUUCAACAGUGAUUGAACGGAACUUCUUUCGUCCUUUUUUCGACUUCAGAGCAGUUCCAUACUACUUAAACUACCAUAUACCUCGAAGAAAAUCUCUAUUUUUCUACUUUUUUGUAAGAAAAGACCGAAUACGCCAGCUAACAUGGAGUCUCAAGUGCGUCAGAACUACCACCGCGAAUGCGAGGCCGCCAUUAACCGAAUGGUGAAUAUGGAGCUUUUCGCUUCAUACACUUACACUUCAAUGGCCUAUUACUUCUCACGAGAUGAUGUAGCCCUACCAGGCUUUGCCCAUUUCUUCAAGGAGAACAGUGAGGAAGAGAGGGAGCAUGCAGAGAAGCUGCUGUCCUUUCAGAACAAAAGGGGUGGCCGCAUCUUCCUCCAGGAUAUCAAGAAACCAGAGCGUGAUGAGUGGGGCAGCGGUCUUGAGGCCAUGCAGGGUGCCCUACAAUUGGAGAAAAAUGUCAACCAGGCUCUUUUGGAACUGCACAAGCUGGCCUCUGAUCACGUGGACCCCCAUCUGUGUGACUUCCUGGAAAGCCACUACUUGAACGAGCAGGUGGAGGCCAUCAAAAAAUUGGGUGACUACAUCAGCAACCUGAGCCGCAUGGAUGCCCAAAACAACAAGAUGGCCGAGUACCUGUUCGACAAGCACUCUCUGGGUGGCAAGAGCUAAAUGCAAAUGGUCCAUCUUAUUUUGAGAGGUCCCUGCCAUCUUAAUCAAAAUGGCCCCUGGCAUUCUUUCUCUGCUAAAGUCUUAUCUGGUUAACAUCGUAUACCAUGUGUUGCGGUUGACUUAAAAUACUGAAAAUUGAAUUGCUACCAAUGCAUAAAUGUGGCUGUUUGAAACACUGAAUAAACAUUUUGAGCUGGA
Corythoichthys intestinalis (scribbled pipefish) is the source of this 920-nucleotide messenger RNA. Its product is annotated as ferritin, middle subunit. NCBI's taxonomy places the organism in Eukaryota, Metazoa, Chordata, Actinopteri, Syngnathiformes, Syngnathidae. The transcript is spliced from 4 exons. Gene Ontology annotation, molecular function: ferric iron binding; ferrous iron binding. Bases 192 to 722 code for a protein of 176 amino acids. Gene Ontology annotation, biological process: intracellular iron ion homeostasis; iron ion transport. The record is from RefSeq and is a predicted model, not a curated record. Gene Ontology annotation, cellular component: cytoplasm.